Molecule: messenger RNA, 892 nt
Organism: Echinops telfairi (small Madagascar hedgehog)
Lineage: Eukaryota; Metazoa; Chordata; Mammalia; Afrosoricida; Tenrecidae
Gene: LSM1
Product: LSM1 homolog, mRNA degradation associated
Exons: 3
Biological process (GO): deadenylation-dependent decapping of nuclear-transcribed mRNA
Cellular component (GO): Lsm1-7-Pat1 complex; P-body
Molecular function (GO): RNA cap binding
Source: RefSeq, a predicted model, not a curated record
AUGGGCUCCGCGGCCCGCAAGCGCUUCCCGCCCCCCACGACUGGCCCAUUGCGCAGGCUCCUGCCCGCGAAAGUGAAUGGACAGCGGCGAAGGGGACCUUUACUCAAUAAUUUGAACUAAAUAUUUUUGUUUUCUCUCUAUAUGUUUCUAGCUAACUUAGUGCUCCAUCAGACUGUGGAGCGUAUUCAUGUGGGGAAAAAAUACGGUGAUAUUCCUCGAGGGAUUUUUGUGGUCAGAGGAGAAAAUGUGGUCCUACUAGGAGAAAUAGACUUGGAGAAGGAGAGCGACACCCCCCUCCAGCAGGUGUCGAUUGAAGAAAUCCUAGAGGAGCAAAGGGUGGAACAGCAGGCCAAGCUAGAAGCAGAGAAGCUGAAAGCGCAGGCUCUGAAGGAUCGAGGCCUCUCCAUUCCCCGAGCAGAGGCUCUGGACGAGUACUGAGCCUUUGCUCCAGGCCAGGAGCACGAGCUGUCACCUUUGACCAGAGACUGCUGCAUUUUGAAAAAUCCUUUUUAUUUUAAAUUCUUUACUGAUGUAACCUGACGAAAUCAUGUGGUGUUUUUGUUUUUUUGUUGUCUGUUUUUAAUAACAAAAUCAUUGUGAAGAGAGUGGCCUGGACUCCUUUCUCACGUCACUGUGGAGCCAGCAGCUACUUCUUUAUUUUGCUUGCCUUGUUCACAUUAGGCUUUAUAAGGGACAUUCUUUAUUUGUAAAUAAAGUAAAUAAGUGAAUCUCAAAACUCUCAAUUUAUCCCCCACAUUUACGUUGCCUUCAAUGAACAGGUAAAAUUAAUACUCUGCUUUCAAAGGUAUGAGCAGUCUACACUGGAAUUUCCCCCUUCUGUCACAAUUUCAAGUUGCUAGUUACUUAUAAAGAGAUAUUUUCUUACUACCUA